UGUCUGCAGUGUGGACAAGAACGCCACCGGCCCAUGCCUCACGGGUCCGUGGAGGGCAGCCUCAGAGAUACUGGGUGCUCUGGGCACCAUGGAUGACGCUGCCGUCCUCAAGCGGCGAGGCUACAUCAUGGGGAUAAACUUGGGAGAGGGCUCAUACGCUAAAGUCAAAUCUGCUUACUCCGAGCGCCUCAAGUUCAACGUGGCGGUCAAAAUCAUUGACCGCAAGAAAGCCCCUCCAGACUUCUUGGAGAAGUUCCUUCCCCGGGAAAUUGAGAUUCUGAUCAUGCUAAACCACCACUCCAUCAUCAAGACCUACGAGAUCUUUGAGACCUCAGAGGGCAAGGUCUACAUUGUCAUGGAGCUCGGGGUCCAGGGCGACCUCCUUGAGUUCAUCAAAACCCAUGGAGCCUUGCAUGAAGACGAGGCUCGCAAGAAGUUCCGCCAGCUCUCCUCGGCUGUCAAGUACUGCCACGACCUGGACAUUGUCCACCGAGACCUCAAGUGCGAGAACCUGCUCCUCGACAAGGACUUCAACAUCAAGCUGUCAGACUUUGGCUUCUCCAAGCGCUGCCUGCGGGAUGACAGUGGCCGGCUGACCCUGAGCAAGACCUUCUGUGGGUCGGCAGCAUACGCAGCCCCAGAAGUGCUGCAGGGCAUCCCCUACCAGCCCAAGGUCUACGACAUCUGGAGCCUGGGCGUGAUCCUCUACAUCAUGGUCUGCGGCUCCAUGCCCUAUGACGAUUCCAAUAUCAAGAAGAUGCUGCGAGUGCAGAAGGAGCACCGCGUCAACUUUCCGCGCUCCAAGCACCUGACUGACGAGUGCAAGGACCUCAUCUACCGCAUGCUCCAGCCGGAUGUCGGCCGGCGGCUGCACAUCGACGAGAUCCUUGGCCACUGCUGGGUGCAGCCCAGGACCCAGGUCCUGUCCUCUGCAGCCAUCAACAAGGAGGCGGGGAGCUCCCGGGGCGCUGAGCCCUUGAAGACCCCCGAACCUGGCUCUGACAAGAAGUCGGCCACCAAGCUGGAGCCCCGGGAGGAGGCACAGCCUGAGGUGAGGCUGGAGUCAAAGUCCAAGGAAGAGACGCUACAAGUGCAGGCAUCGAGGCCGUUGGAGACCGCCAGUGUCACCCUUGUAGGCCAGCAGCAGAGCAGGGAGACAGUGGAAGGGGGCUCCCUGCAGCCCCCUGACACACACACCUAGUGAGCCUCUCUCAGGGCCCAGGGGCUAGCAGGAGAUGAGAGAUGAGGCUCAGGGCUUCAAGCCCGCGGGCUGCAGAGAAGCCAAGGGACGCAGCAGUGAAGGACAGUCCCGGAUGAGCCACUAUU
Molecule: messenger RNA, 1326 nt
Organism: Artibeus jamaicensis (Jamaican fruit-eating bat)
Lineage: Eukaryota; Metazoa; Chordata; Mammalia; Chiroptera; Phyllostomidae
Product: testis-specific serine/threonine-protein kinase 1-like
Exons: 1
Coding region: 89-1201 (370 amino acids)
Biological process (GO): intracellular signal transduction; protein phosphorylation; microtubule cytoskeleton organization
Cellular component (GO): cytoplasm
Molecular function (GO): tau-protein kinase activity; ATP binding; protein serine/threonine kinase activity
Source: RefSeq, a predicted model, not a curated record